AGAAGCCAUGGUGUCCUACAUCACAGACUGCAUUGAAAAGCCCAUACGAAUGUGUUUCGAAAGUCUCGGCAAGUUCGUAGGGCUUCACCCGUGGUGGUUUGUCACUUUACCGCUGGCGGUGUCCGCAGGUCUCGGAGGAGGAUUUUACUUUCUGAACGACCUGAAGUCCAACGACAUAGUCGAGCAGUUUACUCCGAAAAACGGCCGCGCUAAAGCGGAGAGGCGUUUCUUUCAAGAAACGUUUCCACAAAUUGACUCGCAGUUUUCAAUUAUACGAUUAAACACUGACGGGGUUUUUGCCUCUUUGAUAUUCUCCUGUCAGACAAACGUACUCAGUGUUGCCGCACUAGAGGAGGUCAUUCGCAUCGAUGGACAAGUUAGAGGAAUCACCGCAACGCACGACGCACAGACGUUUGUGUUCUCUGAUAUUUGCGCAACUGUGAAUGGAACAUGCAACUCUAAUGUAAUGCUUGAUGUUCUACACUAUAAUGCCAGCUACAUUCAUUUGGUCAACAUAACGUUUCCUGAGUACUGUCCGUCCGAAUUCAAAUGUCUCCACAUGGGAAAUGUCAUCAGUAAGGUGGAGGUGGAUCACAAUGGAGUUGUUCGAAGUGCCAAAGCAAUGAGACUUUUCUAUUACCUGAAAGAGAGCAAUAAUACACUGGGAGAUGUCUGGCUUCAAGAGUUGAUAGACUUGCUCUCGAAUGUAACGACCUCUGUAACAGAAAUCUCCUAUUUCACCUCCAUGUCAAGACAAAAGGAGUUUGAGAAGAGUACUCUAUCUGUCACUGAACUUUUUGCAAUUACUUACUUUCUUGCCAUCUCAUUUUCAAUAAUAUCUUGCCUGAGGUUUGACAAUGUGAGGAAUAAAGCGUGGGUGGCUUCUCUUGGAGUUUUUUCCACCGCACAAGCAGUGCUGUCCAGCUUCGGGCUGCUGUUACUCAUGAAUGUGCCAUUUGUUAUCACUGUGGCAUCUUCUCCAUUCCUGAUUCUUGGAAUCGGUAUCGAUGACAUGUUUAUCAUGAUUUCCAGCUGGCAACGAACCAACAUUCAAGACACAGUGCCAGACCGCAUGGCUGAUACCUACCGCGAGGCAGCCAUUUCCAUUACUAUCACCACCCUGACUGACGUGCUGGCCUUCUACCUCAGCUACGGGAACCCCUUUGGAUCCGUUCAGUCUUUCUGUCUGUAUGCGGGGACGGCCAUCUUAUUCUGCUACUUCUAUAACAUCACUUUCUUUGGAGCUUGUCUGGCCCUGAAUGGCAGAAGGGAGGGGGCGAACAGACACUGGUUGACUUGCAUCAAGGUCCCAGACGAGGUCCCACCAGGACGGUCCAGAGCGUACACUGUCUGCUGUGUCGGAGGAUCUUACAACCAUGACACAGGAACCGAGGAAGAGCACCCAAUGACAUUGUUCUUCAGGAAGUACUAUGGCCCAUUUUUGACAACAAUUUGGAGUAAAGCAAUAGUAGUUUUUUUCUACUUAGUCUACAUUGCUGUUAGUGUAUAUGGCUGCCUGCAGCUUAAGGAAGGCAUUGAUCUCAAGAACCUAGCACUUGAUACGUCCUACAUCGUCCAAUACUAUGAGGCCGAGAAGACACACUUUCGUUAUAAUGGUCCAAAUGUAAUGUUAGCCGUCAACGGCACAUUUCCAUAUUGGGAGGAGAAUGAACGUAAUCAACUUGAGUCCUGUAUUCUGCUAUUCCAGGAGCUGGAUUCUGUCAAGAACUUGUCGACAUCUUGGCUUCAUUCCUAUGAAAAGUAUGCAGAGCAACACGGAAGUAACAUCAGCACAGAAGCUACAUUUAAAACACUUCUGUAUCAGUUUCUGGACCACCAUCCAAUGCUCAAACAGGAUGUCAACAUAACCAAUGACAACAUAGUUGCGUCACGCCUGUUUCUUCAGACAAUUGUUCAGAACUCCACGGAGAAGAACAUGUUGAACUCGCUACGGAAGACAGCAGAGAGCUGCCCGUGUCCGUUGGUGGUCUACCAUCCGGCCUUCAUAUACCACGAUCAGUACACUGUAAUUGGGCAUGUCACUCUUCAGACCAUCACAAUGGCGACCGCAGUAAUGCUGGCUAUCUCUCUUGUGUUGAUUCCGAAUCCUCUUUGCGCCUUGUGGGUGGCCUUCGCCAUCGCUUCAGUCAUUUUGGGAGUCACCGGCUUCAUGGCUCUGUUAAACAUUAGCCUCGAUUCAAUCUCCAUGAUUAACUUGGUCAUCAGCAUCGGCUUCUCCGUGGACUUCUCCGCUCACAUCUCCUACACGUUUGUGUCCAGUACUAAGCCCGACGUGAACGAGAGAGUUGUGGAGGCACUGACGCACCUGGGCUACCCCAUACUUCAAGGGGCUCUUUCUACAAUUGUGGGUGUGGUGGUACUUUCAGCUUCAAGUAGCUACAUAUUCAGGACGCUCUUCACCAUCGUCAUGCUAGUCAUUGCUUUCGGGCUGCUUCAUGGUAUUGCUUUCAUUCCAGUUUUUCUAACUUUCUUUGGAUUUUGCCACAAGUUGCGGCAGCACUGA
Molecule: messenger RNA, 2524 nt
Organism: Rhinichthys klamathensis goyatoka
Lineage: Eukaryota; Metazoa; Chordata; Actinopteri; Cypriniformes; Leuciscidae
Gene: ptchd3b
Product: patched domain-containing protein 3
Exons: 4
Coding region: 8-2524 (838 amino acids)
Cellular component (GO): membrane
Source: RefSeq, a predicted model, not a curated record